Messenger RNA from Papilio xuthus (Asian swallowtail), 3118 nucleotides. RefSeq names its product toll-like receptor 2. Gene Ontology annotation, cellular component: plasma membrane. The transcript has 3 exons. Gene Ontology annotation, biological process: immune response; toll-like receptor signaling pathway; inflammatory response. NCBI's taxonomy places the organism in Eukaryota, Metazoa, Arthropoda, Insecta, Lepidoptera, Papilionidae. The coding region runs from base 491 to 3070 and encodes 859 amino acids. The record is from RefSeq and is a predicted model, not a curated record. Gene Ontology annotation, molecular function: protein binding; transmembrane signaling receptor activity.
CUAUCACAUUAGCAAAUAAUACGGACCAAUGGCAGUGUUUGGGAGGAAAUCUAUGAGCAUACGGCACGGCAGGCGAAUCAGCUCAGUGCGAGCACAGCCAGCGCCCCCUGUGUAGCUCUCGCGCAACUGCUGGCAGUGAGCGACAACAGUGAUGGAGAAUCCAGUAAGAGUCGUCAAGUGGAAAAGUGUUAUUUAUUACAAUUAUUGACUGCAGUGUACCAGAUAUCAGAAAAUGGAUUGUAUAUAUAAAAGUUGUUAUAGUGCCUAAUUGUUGAAAAUUCUUUGAUACGAAAAUCAUAGCCAAAUUUUUCGUGAAGGUUAAGCCAUAUCCGCCUUACGCUAAUAGAUUGUCCAAACAUCAUAUAUGUGCUAAUUAGGCUGAGGCGGGCCGCUGCGCCCCCUUUGUCCGCUCGACCACACUAACAAGCAUCACGGCUAACUUCUAUCGGCUAAGAGCUGGAUUUCCCAAAAAGGCGGUCUGUUGCGAGAAAUGUUCGUUGGCCAUUACCUGUGGCUGCUGUUGUGCUACGCGCGGCACUCGCGGAGCAGCUUGCUCGACGAGUACAAGGAUAUCACCAAUAACGUGCUGUCGCCGCCAGAGGACUCCAGCGUCGCCCUGCCCGUGCAGCUCGCCGUCGACAAGACCUCCGGCUGUCUCUGCAGGACUAACAACAAUCUUAAGAUCAUCGUAUGUUUCGGCAACUAUGAGUGUAAACGCUUCCCUAAGGUGAACAUACAGAGUGACCUCCUCCGGGUGAUAACGACGGUGAUCACAGAGAUACGAGUAGGCGAGCUCGACGCCCUCCAACACCUGCUAGUUUUACAAAUAGAGGCCAACCACAGACUCAAGUAUCUGGAACCGGGACUCUUUCGCAACUUGACGAACCUUAAACAGUUAUCAAUUUCCUACAACACGAGGCUUAACACACUACAUAAGCGCACGUUCGAAGGUCUCAAGAAUCUUCGCAACUUGACUCUAGUCAACAACGGCUUCACAAAUAUUUUAGAUUUAACUCCCGCAUUUAAACCUAGUACAUUACCAGCACUAAGAAGUUUAGAUUUGUCGCAAAAUUCCUUGGAAAGGAUACCUGAGACCGCUUUUCAUGUUAUGAGAGGAACGUCAUUAAAAAGACUGGAAAUAAAUCUAUGCAGGUUGGAAUUUAUACAUCCUAAAAGUUUUGAGCCUUUACUAAUGUUAAAAGAGUUGAUAAUAGGCGAAAACGAUCUAAAUUCUAGCUUAAUAGGAAACUUUUUAACAAAAAUGAUAGAAAAAGAUAUAAAUUUAACUCAUCUCGACCUGUCUGGAAUGGGAUUUCGAAAACAGCCGCCGAGAGCUUUGCUCAAUAUCAUUGCAAACUCGACAGUAGAGAGACUAAUUCUUGCUGAAAAUCAAUUCGAAAUAAUCACAGAUGAUACGUUUCCAGCAAUGGUCAACUUGGAAGUGCUAGACCUAAGAAAAGUCCUUGCAAUAUCCAUAGGCCCGAACGCCUUUGAUCCUUUAAAAUUUCCAAACCUACGUGUCUUACUAUUAGGCGGCAACAAUUUGCCUGGUAUACACCAGAAACAUAUUUCAAAUCAGCAACUGUUACUUUUAGAUCUGUCGUCAAAUAAAGGUAGCUCCAUCAGCCCAAUGUAUUAUGAAAUCGACAGAGAUGCUUUCACAUACUGCAAAAGGUUGCAAGUAUUGAACCUGGCAUAUAAUAGAAUUAAAUCAGUUUUCGAUUACACUUUCCUGGGUUUGGAAGAUCUGAAGAUUUUAAGUAUGGAAAAUGGAACAUUGUAUCACAUCGGAGAUAAAACUUUUGAGCCAAUGAGACAUUUAGAAAUGCUCAACUUGGCCAACAACCCUCUCACGGCAAACGAAAAUUUGACUAGUGUUCAAUUUGAAGGUUUGAAUGAGUUAAAAAUAUUGAUACUCAAAAAUUGUGGCAUUAAACGUUUUUACGACGAGGAUAAUAUAUUUGAAAUGAUGCCGAACCUGACGCAUUUAAUACUAAGAAACAACCAGUUGUAUUACAUAACAGCUGAAACACUAAAACCAUUGAAAAACCUGCAGGUGCUGGACUUGAGUGAGAAUCUAUUGAUAUCGUGGUGGAAAUCGUUGUUUCUAGCAGCCGGGGUCCGUCCGAUGAAUCUCUACUUGACCAACAAUAAGAUAUCUCAUUUUACUAUAAGCAUGAUACAGGACAUAAAUUAUUUACUAGAGAAUCCGCGCCAGGGCCGCACGACGGAUAUCGAACUGUUGGACAACGUGUUCGUGUGCGACUGUAGCUCGAUGUACAAGACGUACAUGUGGUUGCAGGUGAACGGCACCGCGCUCCUGCGGGGAUACUUCGCGAGCUCACGCUUCCUGUGCAGCAGCCCCGACGUGUGGGAGGGUCGCCGCGUCGCUGAGUACCUCUCCUCCGUCAAGACUUUGCGCUGUCUCAUGUACGAAAAGAUCUCCAGCGUCAUGUUCCUUAUAUGGACCGCGCCUUCAGUAGUUACUCUACUCCUGUUCGGAUUACUUCUGGUGGGGAUUUACAAAUAUAGGAUUUAUAUACGAUACUGGAUGUUCUUAGCUAAAAUAGCAGUAGGCAGGAAGUUCGUACGGAAAUCUUUGAAAGCGGAGACGUUGCCCAGUAACGGGUACAGAUUCGAUGCGUUCGUAUCGUACUGCAACGAUGACCGAGAGUUCGUCGCAGAAAUGAUCAACCAGCUAGAGACGACGCCUCCGUAUCUAAAGCUGUGUAUAUACGAAAGGGAUUUCGAGAUAGGUUCCUUCAUUUCCGAGUCAAUAUUGAAUAGUAUUAAUCAAAGUAAAUAUAUAGUUUUAAUUGUAAGCAAUAGUUUCGCGAAAUCCCAGUGGUGUCGCUGGGAGACGCAGCUCGCGGAGUACCACAGACUGUUUCUAGAGGACGGCACUCCCUAUGACCCACUGGUGCUCAUCAGAGUGGGCGAGGUGGAAAACAAAUAUAUGACAACGACACUCAAGUACCUGCUCAAGACGAAGAUCUACCAUUCGUGGGACGACAGCCAACCGGAGAGGUUCUGGAGGAAAUUAAGAGAUACAUUAUCAAGGAAUAUAUAGCACAUUUAAAAAUAAUUUUAUUAAAGUUCAUUUAAAACGUACUUUUCU